Molecule: messenger RNA, 839 nt
Organism: Phycodurus eques (leafy seadragon)
Lineage: Eukaryota; Metazoa; Chordata; Actinopteri; Syngnathiformes; Syngnathidae
Gene: org
Product: oogenesis-related gene
Source: RefSeq, a predicted model, not a curated record
UGUGUCCCUCGUGAGUUUGGCUCCAACUUGUUCUUCUCUCCUUCUUUUUUUGUUUGUUUUUCUUCCGGCAGCAGGCCGCCUCGGUGCGCAGCGCGUAUUGGAGCAGCCAGCAGGAUGAGCACGCACGAUGAGCCCCGCGUCGAGCCGGGGGAGCAGGGCGAGAGCACUGAGGCCGCUGUGGAGCUGAGGCGAUCCGGGCUGCUCGGCUCCGUGCUGCGGGGGCUUUUCUGGCCCUUUGGCAUCGUGGUCCGCGCAUAUCAUGGUUUUUGGUGGGUGCUGGGGUUUAGGCACCCCAAGGCAGGCCACCCAAGUUGCGUCUGCUACCUCCCCUCCCACACGCCAGAGCCGCACCAGUCGCAAGCGCCGGCAUCCGGUCGCCCGCCUGCUGCUCCGCAUCUUGCCCCGCUGGGUGCAGGCAGCACUGGGCUACCGUCUGUCUACUGCCAUAGGCUGCUCCCUCUCACCCGAGAUGAGAGUCUCGCCCAUCAAACCUUGUGGGAAGGGCAGCAAGAGGAAGCAGGACGACUUGGAGGAUGACGAGGAUGACGACGACGAGCACCAGACCUGGGUGGAGGCGCUCACGCAGGAGCUGGUUGACGAUGACUGUCCCGAGAAGGAUCCUGACUACGAGCCCAGUUCUGUCGAGACGGAGAGUGAAGAGUUCCGCUCUCACAACAACACUGAGAGCGACAUCGAGGUCCACGACAAAGGCGUGAUCAUUAUUGACGUGGAGACGGGUCUUCAGCUGUCCUCGUCUUAAGCGCCUCGUCCUGAUCUUUAAUUCGUUUUGUAUAUUAAUGAAAUUUUCUAAGUCACAAUAAAAGUUAUUGGCUCUGCUU